CACAAUGAGCGGUUUCUGCGGAAUCGGAUGCCAAUAAUCUCUCCAAAGCAGGCAACUCUGUCCCCUACUACAGAAGCGAGUCAACCGAGGAUUGAGAUUGCGUUCCGACCCAUUUAUCUGCAGAGUCUCCUUCAAAGCCACCCAUCGCCAUUGCCACAUUUUCUAGCUAUAGCCUCACCAUUAGAUCUUUCAACCUAAUUUGGCACAUCCCCAUUAGCAGCGCCAGAGGAAAUAUGCCGACUUUGAAUUUAUUCACGAAUGUUCCAGUCGAUACCGUUGUGGCCGCUGACAUCCUUAAGGACGCAUCGAAAGCCAUUUCUAAAAUUCUCGGGAAACCUGAAUCUUACGUGAUGAUCUUGCUGAAUGGUAGUACCCCAAUCGUUUUUGCUGGCACGGAAGAGCCAGCCGCGUAUGGAGAAUUGAUCUCCAUAGGAGGCCUUGGACCUGGCGUGAAUGGAAAACUUAGCUCAACAAUUGCUGAGAUUCUUCAGACUAAGCUCCAAAUUGAUAGUUCCCGUUUCUAUAUCAAAUUUUAUGACGUUCAGGCUUCAUACUUCGGAUACAACGGAUCAACAUUUUGAUCAGGAUUUUGUAGAAUCAACAAAAGAAUGUUGUCAAGAAUGAAAAUCGUGGUGUGGUGAGAUUAUUCAAGGGAGUUGAUGGAACUCCAUUCUUUGCCUUUAUAUGACUAUUUGAAUGUGUAAAUGAAAAUAAUUAUUUUGCAUUUUUAUUUGUUUGAGUGUUUCAUGUCUAUAAGUUAAACAAGUUAAGCUUCUCAGUUGAGUUAUUUGCUCUCGUACAGAGAAUUGGUACAUCUUGUCCUCAA
Molecule: messenger RNA, 826 nt
Organism: Benincasa hispida (wax gourd)
Lineage: Eukaryota; Viridiplantae; Streptophyta; Magnoliopsida; Cucurbitales; Cucurbitaceae
Product: Tautomerase/MIF superfamily protein
Molecular function (GO): phenylpyruvate tautomerase activity
Source: RefSeq, a predicted model, not a curated record